Alligator sinensis (Chinese alligator) is the source of this 7673-nucleotide messenger RNA. RefSeq names its product Smith-Magenis syndrome chromosome region, candidate 8 (gene SMCR8). Gene Ontology annotation, molecular function: GTPase activator activity. Bases 324 to 3131 code for a protein of 935 amino acids. The transcript is spliced from 2 exons. The record is from RefSeq and is a predicted model, not a curated record. NCBI's taxonomy places the organism in Eukaryota, Metazoa, Chordata, Crocodylia, Alligatoridae. Gene Ontology annotation, cellular component: guanyl-nucleotide exchange factor complex.
GGGUCAUGUGACGGCAAGAUGGCUGCCCGGUGGCGGCGCUCCUGAGGGAAGCAGCGGGUCCCGUGUGGCGGUGGCGGUGCGGGGCCUAAGGCAGCCCCGCGCGGCUGUUGACCGAAAGGCUGCCCCCCAGGCCCCGUGAGCGCGCGAGGGGGAAGCCAGGCCCGGGGGCGGCGAGGGCUGGCCCUUCCCCCCCGGGGCGGCGGGAAGAGCCGAGGCCUGGCAGGGGCCGGGACAGCUGCCCCCGCGGAGCUCUGUCGUAGUGGUGCCUUCUGGGCGCGGGGGAAGGCUUCGCUCGUCCAUGCCGUUCGCCCCCACCCGGAAAUAUGAUCAGCGCCCCCGACGUAGUGGCCUUCACCAAAGAGGAGGAGUUGGAGGAGGAGGCGUACGACGAGCCGCCCCUGCCUGAGGAAUACUCCGUGCCCCUCUACCCCUUCGCCACCUACGGCGCCAACCCCUGGUCCAAGCUCUCGGGCUCCAAGUUCCCCCGGGACUUCAUCCUCAUCUCCGAGUUCUCCGAACAAGUGGGGCCCCAGCCCUUGCUGACCAUCCCAGAUGAUGCCAAAGUGUCCGGCACAUUCGAUCUCAACUAUUUCUCCCUCCGCAUCAUGUCCGUGGAUUAUCAGGCCUCCUUCGUGGGGCACCCGCCGGGGUGCGCCUACCCAAAGUUGAACUUUGUGGAGGACUCCAAAGUGGUCCUGGGAGAUUCAAAAGAAGGAGCUUUUGCCUACGUGCACCACCUGACUCUCUACGACCUUGAAGCGAGAGGCUUUGUGAGGCCUUUCUGCAUGGCCUACAUUUCCACCGACGAGCACAAAAUCAUGCAGCUGUUCCAGGAGCUCUCUGCAGAGUUCUCCAAAGCCUCCGAGUGCUUAAAGACGGGUAACAGGAAAGCUUUUGCUAACGAACUCGAAAAGAAGCUGAAAGACCUCGACUAUACUAGGACUGUGCUGCACAAUGAAACGGAGAUUCAGAAGAAAGCCAAUGACAAAGGGUAUUACACUACCCAGGCCAUCGAGAAAGCGAACGAACUAGCCAGCGUUGAAAAAUCGAUUAUUGAGCACCAAGACUUGCUGAAGCAAAUCAGGUCAUAUCCUUAUAGAAAAAUGAAGGAUUCUGAUUUCCAUCCAUACGAGCCAGAGUGUGCCCCGGAUCAAGCUAAUGCAAGUUUUGAUCUGGACUCAACUACCUCCCACCAUGAUGAGCCUGGUGAAACGCAUCUAUAUGCACGGUUGCCACCCUACACCCCUAAGCUCAUCAAAGCAAAGUCUGCCAAAUGCUUUGACAAGAAACUAAAAACCCUGGAGGAGCUCUGUGACAUUUAUUUCUUUACCCAAACCGUCGAUCAGCUGAAUCAGAUAGAGCGAACUUUCAGAGGUGAUGUCUGCUACCUCUUGACAAAUCAGAUCAAUAGAGCACUUUUAAAGCAACAAACUAUAGUAAACUUCCUGUUUGAAGAUGUGUCUGUCCUAGAUGAGAAGCCAGCUGAAAAACACCUCGCUGGUUGUCAGGGGUGUCCUCAGGACACUGUCAACACCAAGAGUUUAGAAGAGUUUCCCAUCCCUAAAGUGCUGAUCAGCCUGGGAUCUUACAAGUCGAGCGUGGAGUCUGUGCCCAUCAAGAUGGAUCCAGAGAUGGAAGAUCCUCAGGAGCUAAAAGUGAGUGAUCCUCCUGCCGAGGACCACCAGGAGAACUUGGAGUACCUGGAUGCAGAUAUUAAAGGGAGCAUCAGCAGCGGGGAGAGCAUCGAGGUUUUGGGAACAGAAAAGUCUGCUCCUGUUCUGACCAAAUCUGAGAGCCAGGCUAGCUUGCCCAUCAGUUCAAGCCCCCACAUGGUUAGAAACAAAGCAGUCAGCGGAAGAACCAUCAGUGAAGACAGCAUUGAAGUCCUGAGCACAUGUCCCUCAGAAUCUCUGAUCCCAGAAGAUUUUAAAGCAAGCUACCCAAGUGCCAUUAAUGAGGAAACUUAUGCGGAUGAUGAAGAGGGAGGUAUUCACUUCAGCCCAAGUUUAACUCCUGAUAAUAUGGAAGAGAGGGAAGGCAGGUCAGAACAGGAGCACUUGCUGCAGGUGGAUUCUGCCUGUUGUAUUGGGAAAGAGAGUCCUACCUUCCUGGAGCCUCUGCCUGACCUGGGGCGAAAGCACUGUGACGACGACGGCGUGGUCAGCAUUCCCCCGCAGCCGUACAGGCAGGCGGACCAGGGCCUUCAUGUGAACUUCUCAGACUACUUGUCCCACGAUGGUGUCCCUGGGGGACUCCUCUCGUACGAACCCGAUCCCCAUUACUUACUGAGCAGCCGAGACGUCAGUAAAAUUAGCUUGGACGAAUGCUCCGACUCCACAAGCUACAUGAGCAGCGCGGCUUCCACGUGCUCUGAUCGUUCUCCUUCUCCCGCCCAUCCGAUUAGUCACUUCAAUGAAAGGCACAAAAAGAAAGCCGGCCAGAAUGCCUUGAGGUUCAUUAGGCAAUACCCCUUUGCUCACCCUGCGAUAUACUCUCUGCUCAGCGGGAGGACGCUGGUAGUCCUGGGAGAAGACGAAGCAAUAGUAAAGAAACUGGUCACUGCUCUCUCCAUCUUUGUUCCAAAUUGCAGCGCAUACACGAAGCCCGUGAAGCACUGGGUCACUUCCCCUUUGCAUAUCAUGGAUUUCCAGAAGUGGAAGCUGAUUGGGCUGCAGAGAGUGGGGUCCCCUGCCAGAGCUAGCAUGCUGCACUCCCUGACUCGCUACAGCCGCUACGUGAGCAUCCUGGAUGCCGACAGCAAGACUCUGCGCUGCCCCCUUUACAAGGGGACGCUGGUGCCCCGGCUGGCCGACCACCGCACACAGAUCAAGCGGGGAAGCACCUACUACAUGCAAGUUCAAAGCGCCCUCACCCAGCUGUGCUCAAAAGCCUUCCUGUAUGCCUUCUGCCACCACCUGCACUUGCCCAUCAAUGAGGCGGAGGUGGAGGAGUCCAUCGCGAACCGCCGCAUGAACUUCCUCAAACUCCAGCUAGGGCUGGUGAAUGAAGACGUCAAAAUCGUGCAGUACCUGGCAGAGCUGCUGAAACUGCAGUACCUUCAGGAGCCUGGCAGGGGUGCCACCCCCCAGCUGCGGUUUGACUACGUCCCCAGCUUUUUGUACAAAAUCUAACGGCCUCUGGGUGGCGAGGCUACCUCCGCCGAUUCUGACACGGGUCCUCUGCGCUUAACAGCGAUGCUCUUUGCAGAUCUCUGAUGCAUUGGGGAGGAUAUGGGACAGCCUGCAUGUGUGCACACAGGAGUCCCCUGCUAAUCCGAGCGCUGGGAGAAGCCUGCGUGGUUCCCUGGGGCUGAGAACUAGAAUGUGUCCUACCCCAUCAGCCACGAGAUCUCAAAUGGAUUGGCCAUUCCAUCUUUCAGUGCUAAAGGGACGCUGUCAGCUUGCAAACCCGUGCACUAACGACACCCUGCCCUCCAGCCCUUGGCUGGGAGGCAUGGGGCAACCCACUGUCAUAUUGGGGAGGGUGUGACUAGCAGGGGGCUGUCCCCUCUGCUGAUAGGAUCCUCUUCACUCAUGCUUACACUAUGCAUGUUCUUAUGACAUCAGCGAAGGCCUAAUAUGUUUUAAAAGCCAGGUGGGUUUUGACUGUAUUUUGCUGCCUACCAACAGCAAAUAUAAUGUCCUGCCAAUGUUAGGGGUGGGUGGGGAGGAACUUGACUCAAACCUUGCCACUAAGAUCAAGGCUUGAAAGUAUCUGCUCUUAUUAAGCAGUAGUUCACAGUGUCCCUUUGCAUCGUCUUAGCUCAUUAGCUCAUUAACAGUUUCUGGAAUUGCUCCCCAUUGAGCCUGUCGCACGGAGAUCAAAGCGUGCAUGUUUCUGUUCCCCAAAGUUUCCUGGUUGCUCAGCUUUGCUGGAAGGACAGGUCAGCAGUGUGUCUCUGAUGGCCAGGUGACACAGCGGCCCCCCUGUCAGCAUGAAUGUAGAGCACCAUGCCUUGUUUGUUUGCAACACGCUUGUGGCUUGGAUUGUGGGGUGGUGGGAGGGAUGGGGAGGCCUGCGGGUCUUUAAAGCUGGCUGAGAUUUUAGCAGCGCCGCAGCAGGAUUGCCUUUAGGGACAGAUAAUAGGCAUGCGGGCUCAAGCCCGGCAACCAGGUAGCUGUUCCAAUGUCUUAUAGAGAAUGAUGGGGCAAUUUGCCGGAAGAUGCACUGAGAAGGAGGGGGUGGGAUCAAGGAGCUUUGGGGCAGGCAGAGGCCCCAGCUUAUUGAAGCACUAGUGCUCGGGACAGGCCAAGCAUGAAUGUAACAAGUGACGUGUUUUAUCCUUUUGUAGCUGCUUGUUGGGGCCUGUGCUGUGCUGUGCUCUAGGAGGAGCAGGGGGUCCCCAGACCAGCGGGCACUGCCUCCACUCCACCUCCACCCUGGUUUGUUGUUGUUCAGUGCCAGGCCCUUGGAAUGUCUCCACUACCUCCCAUGGCAUUUACCAGGCAUCUCCUUGUGGCACUGAUCAGACAGGGAGAGCUGGUCCCGUGUUGCUCUCUGUGCCAUUCCUCUCGGACUGCCCAGAGGACAGUGGUGCUGGCACAUCCGUGGGUUUGUUGUCAGCACAUAAAGAUUCAUGCUCUGCUUUUUGUGUGUGUUCAUCUUCCAUGCAUCUCUUCCUUCUGUGAAAUUCUCAGAGGAGGUUCCAUCCCGUCAGCUCCUACUGUUUUGCUCUGGGUGGUUGGAGGAUGCCCCUGGGGUACUCCUGGAGUGAGGGAGAAGUCUGACAGGAAAAGCUUGCCUUGAUUUUUAUUCCUCUUUUAGCACUCUUCCCUGCUGAUUUAGAGGGGAAAUGGCUCUCUUUUUUUUUUUUUUUUUUUUUUACGAGAAGCCGAAGUCUCUUUCUUUCACUCCUCCCUAGAAUGUGAUUCUGUGGGACAGAGUGCUGGAAUUGAAUGUAAAGCUCCUUCUGUGCUGGGGGAAGCUUCGAUGCAGGGGUUUGGGCUUCCGGGUAGGUUUUAGAUCGCAUUAAAACGCGAUGGGAAAGCUGCACUAGUACAGAAUAUGGAGCCCCCUUGGGGGAUGAUUGCACUGCAUGCCCCAGUGCCCAGGGUGCUGGAAUGCCAAUGUCAUCUUUUCCUCGCAUGAAACGGGGGUUGUCGAGACGCUAGCUGGAGGUGGGGGGCACAGUCAGGGUAGAAAUAUUCUAUUGUCACUACUACAGGCGUCCAGCUAGACCAGUGCCUGUGGAAAGUGUGAGGUUGCGAUGUGCCUGGCUGGGACUUGCAGCCAGAAGCGACUUGUAGCUUUUCCAGCAUGUGGCUGGGAGCCAGAUGGAGCUGUCCCCUGCUGAGGGUUUGGGCAGCAUUGUGUUAGCUUUCCGUGUUUGCGCGCGGCCCAGCAGGGUCAUCUGUGUAGUCAGAAGCAUGGUGAGGAGCUUGUGCUCUGCAGCAUUGAAUGUGUCCUCCGAGAUGCAGCUCCCACAUGCAACCUGGGUAGGUUUGAGAUCCCACUGAAACUCCAUGUACAUGAACCAGUAGCAUCACUGAGCUGUCUGCUCCUACUGGGACAGUAUCUGCAUCGUGUUCAGAUGGAGACACCCAGGCACCAGUGCAUGUAGAAAGAGCAGCUGGCAGCUUAGUAGUACGUGAGCAGUGCAGGUGAGGCCGCUUACUCCUGACCUCUGCUUAGUCAUUCAUCCACUGGACUGGAAAAGGAGCGAUCUCAAGCCCUUCACGCUUGUGUGACAAAGGUAACUGAGCUCUGUGGGAGCACGUGGCUCUGGCUUGGUGCAUCCUUCUCAGCUGACUGCAGCACACUGUGUGAUGUCCCCCCGGAGUAUUGGUGGGUGGUGGAUGCAUUAGGCUCCAGGGGUAGGUAAUGCAGUGCAGCGAAACAUGCUUUGGGACAUCUCCCUGUACCACCCCAGGGCGAACAGCGAGCUGGCCACCAACUGCCCCCUAGAGCCAGACCCCUCCCCUCACAGCCACUCCCUUGAGGAGCCCUUGGGCCACUGGCCUUGUGGCAUGUGGGCCCCUGGGGCCAAUCUCUUAAAGCCUGAAUCUGCUGCGUUUCUUACUGUUUGCAGUGAGAGGGGAAGUGCGAGCUGGCAGACAGUGGCUCAGGAGCUGCUCUGACUCCAGAAAGCUGUCUCGCAUGGUGGUUUCAGGGUCUCAGGCUGCACUGUAUUGUCUUGAUCCCACACCAAUGCACUUUAAGACUACCUGAUCCUUAAUUAUGUUGCCUCGCUACCUUUAGCUAUUAGGAACCACUCACAAACUAGGAACCUAGCACUGAGAGCUUCUCCCAAACUGGCCUGCCUCGUGACGCCUGGUCUGUCCCUGCAAGGCCUGAAGUAGAACAGACCUGUGCACUUUGUUGUCCUGUCACUUUUAAGCCCACAGCUGGCAUCGGCACCUGCAGGGCCAGUCAUCACCACUGUAGAGCACUAGACCGUCUUUGUGUAGCCGUGUCUCUGCGCUACUGGACUCGUGUCGUCAUGCAUGGCCCUUGUCUGCUUCUGUACGUACUGCCUGCCAGCCCGUGCCCCUACUCCUGCCCCAUGCCGCAUGGCUGGCUGGGGCCUGCUGCCUACUCUGUGUGGUCUGUGCUGGGGAGACGUGGUUCAUAGUUGCAACCAGAGAAUUCAUCCAAGCAAAGGGCGUCCUGGUCCCUUGCUGCCAAGCUGGGGAGGCUCCAGUGCUGCUUGUCCUCCAGCUCCUGUUGUCUACAGGUGUCGCACUGGCUUGUGCUCCCAGUUAUGCCCUGCUAGUGCCAGCUCUUGGAUGCUUAGCCAGGAGGUGGUGGGAGUUUCCCCCUAAGUGUCAUUCUCAGAGACAAGCGCUCAGCUUGAUCCUAACCCAGGAGCAGCCGCUUCCACACAGCUCAGCUGUGUGGCCUCAACCCCAGCAAAGGAAGCGCUGCCUCUAUUUUAGCAAUACUGACCAAGCGCCUUGGUGGCAGGGGGGAGCUGGGCUAGAGAGUGGAAAGCUCCUGUGCUGUGUGCUUGGUUACCACAGAAGAGCCGGGGCAGAGUAGUCAGAGAGGGCUUGGUUCUGUGAGAUCCUGGGUGACCAACUCCCACUCUUUCAGCAUCAGUGCCUUGGAAAGGCUGGGCCAGCAGGGCCUGCUGUAGGAUGGAGGGUACCACUGUGGACGGGUGGUUAUAAAGCCCAGCUGUGACCAGGAGCAUCUACACUGGGCCAUUCAGGGAGUCCAGAAGAGCAGCCAGGCAGGCACACCCUGCAGCAGGGCUCCCACUGCUUGAGGUCACGUACCUGAUUUGCAUUCGAACAGGAAGGCAGAAGUACAGGGUGUCUGGCCCUGCCAGCUGCCCCGGUGCAAGGGGCAGGCAGUUGGUGGUGGAGGGCAGGCGGGGCAGCUCUGCCCUGGAAGCCCACGAUGAAUUCUCGUCUCCCUCAACCACACCAUUGCAUCCCUGCAUGUCGCGUCCCUGUCUGCACCUCCAGAGCCCGCAUGGCUGCAGCCUGUGCGCCUGGCAGCCGGGAGGAGCUGCAGCAUGUCGUCGUGCCACGUCCUGCACUGAGCCAGGCACCCAUGCCGGGCGCCCAGGCCAAGACGUACUUUUAAACAAACUAUUUAUUUGGGUUCCAUUAUUUUUUGAGACACAAAGAGGAACUCAGUUGUAUUUUUUAAAGCUUCGAAUUCUUGUCGUACUUCAUGUUCGAUUCCUAAUUUUACUGUGCUUAUUAAAAAAUGAUCCUGAACUAUGA